Molecule: messenger RNA, 629 nt
Organism: Ilex paraguariensis (yerba mate)
Lineage: Eukaryota; Viridiplantae; Streptophyta; Magnoliopsida; Aquifoliales; Aquifoliaceae
Source: the annotation of a GenBank genome assembly
UCAUAGCACACUGUGUACUUGUGCAAGUGUAGUAAGGUGGAGAGCUAGCUUAAGGUUUUGUCCCACAAAUAGAUCAAAGGAAAAUGGCAAUUUCACGUCUUAUCAUUGUGGCGUUUAUGGUCACAACACUAAUUUCUGCUGCAUCCGCCGUUCCUGGGAUUGCCACAUACUACACAGUAUAUGUCCCCUCAGCAUGCUAUGGGUACCAAGACCAAGGCACGAUGAUUGCUGCAGCAAGUCCGGACCUAUAUAACAAUGGAGCAAUAUGUGGAACAAGGUUCAGCGUUUCGUGCACAGGACCUGCAGGGGCAUGUAAGGGUGGUAGCGUGACUGUGACGGUCGUCGAUCUCUGUCCUGGCUGCCCAUCGAACGGCCUCGAUCUCUCUCUUGAAGCCUUCUCUGCCAUUGCUAAUCCUGAUGCUGGGAGAAUCAACAUCGACUUCACUCAGGUUUGAAGGUUCACAGGAGAAAUUUCAAGCCAUCCAAAAUAAGAAGCUAUUUUACUCAUUAUUAGUAAACUAAAAAAAAAAAAAGGUCUUGUGCUUAUCUUUCUUUGGUUGAAUAAGAGGCAACAUGGCAUGGAAAAUGGAUGUUUUUCCAUGAAUGACACAAAGAUGGCUUGGAUAACU